CACAAGACGCACAGCUGUACAGCAGGAGCAGACGCAGGGAUGCCGGUCAUCCUGGGUGAGGCCCGCAUUUUGACCUCUCCCCAGUCCAUCGUGCGAAUCCUAGAGAUGCUGUUUGGAUGUGUGACCUUCAGCCUGGUGGUGUCAGCUGAAAGCAGCUUUCUGAACAAAGGUCCUCACUGGUUCCUGUGCAUGUUCAGUUGGUGCUUCUUCUUCGUGCUGACUGGCCUAAUCCUCUUGGUGGAGUUUGUGCAGUUUCAGAGCCUUGUGCCACUUUCUUGGAAAAAUCUACCCAUCAGCAUGGCUUUCUUGGGCGCCCUGAUGACCUUGAGUGCCUCAGUCUGUUUCCCACUGUUUGUGAUCAAAGAAAGCUGCUUUGAAAGAUCUUCCUGCGGCCACUUGGUCAGUGCCACCAUCUUCUCCUGCUUCAGCUUCCUGUCGUACACAGCUGAGGUCUACAUGACCAAGGUAAGAAGUGAGGCUCACAGUGGCUACAUGUCCACCACCCCUGGAUUUCUCAAGGUGUUUGAGGUUUUCUGCAGCUGUAUGAUUUUUGUCAGUGUGGACAGAGAGGUGCUGGACAAUCUGACGACCUACCCACUCUUCUGGUGGAGUCUAGUGGUUUACAGCUGCUGCUUCCUCAUGUCUGUCUGCACUAUUGUUGUUAUGCUGGGCGAAUGCACUGGGCGCUGCCUUGUCCCCUUUGACAGGAUCCUGGCAGCCUUCAGCAUGUUAUGUGUCGUCAUGUAUGUCACAGCUACAGGUUUCUGGCUUUGGCACCUGGUGAACCCACAACAAAAAGAAAAUCCCCAAAGCCUAUGGAGAAACAGUCUGAUCAUCACCAUCAUCUCCUGCCUCAACCUCCUGACCUACACCGUGGACCUGGCCUUCUCCAUCAAGUUAGUCUGCUACAGGACUUGAAGUGGCAUUGUGAGAGGACAAACUGAUCACUCAAAUUGACAUUCAAUGGAAAGGAAGUCAAAACCAGUUAUCACUUUGGAUUUGAGGCCUGCUAACCAUGGAGAAUUUUGAUUCAUCUCUCUUAAUGCCUCAUCAAGGGGCCACUCGGUCAUUAGGCUGAAACAAUGACGCUUGUCAGCAAAAUUCAAUAAAAGUGUCUAAGUUUCACUUCCACACACCCACACAUGCAGACACACAAACAAGCUUGUAUGCUCAGUCACACACACACGUCAGGUGCAUGCUUCCACAGACACUGAAACGGACAAGGAUUGCUUUGCUUAACGAAGACAGCCUCGAGAUCUUUGGACAGACCGCUGCAUCUCUCUUUAUAGCUCCUGCCUUAAAAGUUGACUACCACACCACUGUGAGAAAACAGUAGCUGUUAGCCAUAAAGCUGAUUUGCUGCUCUGAUCGGAAGUCCGUGGGACAGCAGCACAGGUGCAUCAUGCUGCCACAAAUAGAAAAGUGUGCUGCAGACUUCCUGAUGUGGAAGAUACACAGAGCCUUACAAGAAGGUCUAAUAUGGCUAGUACACAUCUGUCAGAUUUAAAUUCUGCACUUCUCCAUAUGCUGGUGCUUGACUCAUUUAAUACAAGUAUUUUGCAAAUGUAAAUUACCCGGUUGAUGUCCAGUGUUUUCCUUAGAUCUCAGUUUUUUGUUGUUUUACCUAGUUAGUUUGAUUCUGUCUAACUCUAGCGUAGUCCGACAUAAACUUGUGCAGUCUGAUUAAGUCAGGCCUGGUGCAAUGAACCUGUCUUCUCAGCUCUGUGUUCUGAGGCUUUAACUCAUGCAGAAUUGCUGAUCAUCAUAAAUGAACUCACACAGCCUGAUCCUAUCAAAUCUCAAAAUUGUCCCACAUAGGGUAGUCCUGCAGGAUUCAGUAUGAUGCGUUAAAGUCCUGUUGUUCUAACUGUGCUCAAUAGCACCUGACCCUGUCAGUUCCAGGUAUCCUGUUGCUACAUGUAAAUCAGCUAAUUUCAUCAAACCUUGAAGUUCUGAGACUUGAUUAUGUGUGCUAUGUGAUCCUGCAAGAUUCUGGUGUCCUACAGUAUUAUCCAUUUAGUCCUUAACUUUUCCUGAUUUGUGUCCAAUGUAUCCUGGGAUAGUCUCCAUCUACUGUACCUCAUGACCCUAUCCUGGAUAAGUGAGUUAGAAGGAUGGAUGGAUAUUUCACAACUCUCAGGUUGCCCCGCAGGUAUGCACACGGGAAAUCCAACAAAGGAAGGCUGCCACCUAGCACACUGGGAGAAUUUAUAGCCCUGUUAGGUGGCAUCCCCCUGUACUUCCAUUAUAUGGGCCUUCCGGCCGGGAAGAAUCCAUUCAUCCCAUUCAAGAAGCCAGUUCAUCCCUGCCUUCUGUUACAUAGUCUAAUCCUGUUACAUUUACUGCCCUGCACCUCCAG
Molecule: messenger RNA, 2359 nt
Organism: Erpetoichthys calabaricus (reedfish)
Lineage: Eukaryota; Metazoa; Chordata; Cladistia; Polypteriformes; Polypteridae
Product: myeloid-associated differentiation marker homolog
Exons: 1
Coding region: 40-918 (292 amino acids)
Cellular component (GO): membrane
Source: RefSeq, a predicted model, not a curated record